Messenger RNA from Cinara cedri, 636 nucleotides. The record is from the annotation of a GenBank genome assembly. Lineage: Eukaryota; Metazoa; Arthropoda; Insecta; Hemiptera; Aphididae.
AUGGUUUUAACAAUUAUUCCCAAAGUCAAAAAAGAAACAAGAAAACGUAAACACCAAAAACCUAAGUAUAGAAUGAUUUUUAGAUUAAUUUCAAUAUGAUUAAUAACCAAAUUUAAAUAUAUUUUGUAUAGCAAACCAAAUUCAGCAAAAGAAAAAGAAAGUUGGUUUGUGAAACUUGAUGCACCAUUAAUAAUAAUUAUGACUGCAAGGUUUUUCCUGCAUUCCUUGUUCACAUUACUGACUGCUAUGAAACAUUCAACUACUGGGAACAGGUAAACUUCACUGAACCAUCAUUAUAAUUAGUUCUUAUUGAAGUUUUACUGAUAUUUAAUUAUUUCGUUAUAAUAACGAUUUUCAAACAUGGGAAUAUGCGCCUCCCUACGCUCUUAGAUCACAAUUAUACAUACUUCCUCAUACAGUACCUGUUUAUAUUUGUAUAAAAAAUAUCAUCUUAUUUUACCUAAUAUGGUAUGCACUUGUUUUAUUGAGUUGUUUUUGAGAAUUAUAUUGGUAUAAGUAAUUAUUAAGUAUGUAUUUAAUAUCAAUAAUUAUUUUGUGUUGUUUAUUAUUAGUAGUAAUUAAUUUAUGUUUACUUUCAGGGCUGUAUCUAAAAGUAUAUCAUUUACUGUUGGAUAG